CACGGAGUUCACUCCGUCACGGAGGGGGAGUGUGUAGUGGUAGGGUGUAGGGCGUGGUUUGGGAUUGGGCCGACAUCAACUUGUGGAUGCUGCAGUUUGCUUCCGCAUUCCCCAACCGUCAGAGCUCCAGCCUCAGUGCCGGGUGCAGAGCAGCGCGAGCCCCGUCGGUGAGGAGCUCCAGCGGCAGAGAGGAGACACAGGUGGCGGGAGAGGAGCGUUCAUGGAGCCGCAGCCGAGCAUCACUGGAGUUUGGAGGACCAUGACUUGAAGUUGGCUGUUAAAUAAGCAGCAGCGGAGUGACAAAGGAGCAGGGGAAGUGAAGCAGAGCAACAUGGCCGUCUUCAAGCCUGAAAAUGUGGAAGACUUCUAUGAGAUCGGCGAAGUUCUGGGAAGUGGGCAUUUUGCUCAGGUUCGAAAGGUCCAUGAGCGGGCCACCGGGACUUACUGGGCAGGUAAAUUCUUGAAGAUCCGCAAGAACGCGUGCAGCCGCCUGGGCCUGGACCGGAGCCGGCUGGAGGAGGAGGUGGACAUCCUGCACGCUAUCCAACACCCCAACAUCAUCACGCUCAAAGAUGUGUUUGAGAGCCGAGCUGAGGUGGUGCUCGUUCUGGAGCUUGUUACUGGAGGGGAGCUGUUUGACUUCAUUGCUGAAAAGGAGAACCUGCUGGAGAGUGAGGCUAUCGAGUUCAUGGAGCAGAUCCUGAAGGGGCUGGGGUUCAUGCACAGCAAGAACAUCGUACACUUUGACCUCAAGCCAGAAAACAUCAUGCUGUCAGACAGAGUGGCCCCGCACCCCAACAUCAAACUCAUCGACUUCGGCCUCGCACACCGCUUCCAUCAGGGGGAGGAGUACAGGAGCUCCAGCGGCACCCCGCAGUACAUUGCCCCUGAGGUGAUCACCAGUGACCCUCUGAGCACAGCAGCAGAUAUGUGGAGCAUCGGAGUUAUUACCUUCAUACUAUUGAGUGGUCUGUCACCCUUCCAAGGGGACACUGAUGAUGAAACGCUGAGGAACAUCAUCGUCAUGAACUACGAGUUCGCUGCUCAGCACUUCAGCAUGACCAGCUCCAUGGCCAAAGACUUCAUCCAGAAGCUGCUGGUGAAAGAUCCCAGUGAGAGGAUGACGGCAGAGGAGUGUCUGCUGCACCCAUGGAUUAAGCCCAUCACACGCACACAGGUGGCCAACAGGAAUCGAUCCUCAAUCAAUAUGAAGAGCUUCAAGAAGUUCAAUGCCAGAAGGAAAUGGAAGAUGUCCUACAACAUGGUGUGGAUGUGUAACCGGCUGGUCCGGUUGAAUCUGCUGUGUAAGGGACGCUCAGAGGCAGAUCCUCUGGAGAGACAAUGUGAAAGCGACGUAGAGGACGGCGAGAGCAAGCCGGCCUCCCUGCUGCGCCGCAGACUCAGCAGCAGCUCAUAGAGCGGGGGGAGGAUCCCUGAGGGGGGUUGGACGUCUUACAAGCACAGCCUCAUCUUACAAGCAUGUGUAUGUGGAAGAGCUCCAGGGGACAGACCAGCUGAGCAUUAGGCCUUUGAUGAUGCUGCUUGUGAUUGGGUGGUUACUGAUUUAGGGAAUCUCUUCAAUAUCACAAUGUGCACAAACAAGCUUUGAGUAGAUCUUCUACAAAACAUGUUUACCUAUAUUUGUAUGUCCAAGUCUUCCGUGACUUUUAUGUGAAUGUUUUUUUCUCGUCAGCCAAAUGCAAAGUUAACGUUUACUCUUGUUGAAAUGUUGUCCUGUGAUGACUUAAUCAUGAAAAGUGAUGGAAAUACCAAGGCGAUGUAUUUUUUCUACACAGAUACAUAUAAAUACAGAAUAUAUAAGCUGUAUAAUUCAGACUUAUUUGUGAAAUAUUAAUAUAUAGCCCAUUCUUAUCAUAUAUUCCCUUAUGUGUCAUAGGUUGUAUGCAUGCCCCGUGUUGCUAUAGAUAUGAAAGUAGGCCUGCGCCCAGGUAAUGUGUUAUUUCCCCAAGAGCAUGAAUAAAGAGUAUUAUAUUCUAUUUCAUA
Trematomus bernacchii (emerald rockcod) is the source of this 2004-nucleotide messenger RNA. RefSeq names its product death-associated protein kinase 2. The coding region runs from base 332 to 1417 and encodes 361 amino acids. The record is from RefSeq and is a predicted model, not a curated record. Gene Ontology annotation, cellular component: nucleus; cytoplasm. Gene Ontology annotation, molecular function: protein serine/threonine kinase activity; ATP binding. The transcript is spliced from 12 exons. NCBI's taxonomy places the organism in Eukaryota, Metazoa, Chordata, Actinopteri, Perciformes, Nototheniidae. Gene Ontology annotation, biological process: intracellular signal transduction; protein phosphorylation; positive regulation of apoptotic process.